GAAACACAGAGCAAACAACACAUUUUCUGAACUUUUUGCAAACUGCCUUUGCCCAAAAUGUCGAAGGAGGAGCAGAUUGGCAAGCAGAUUGGCAAGCAGAUAAAGAAAUUUAUGGAGGAUUGUGCUGAGGUACCCCAAGACAAGAAGCUGAUUGAUUUCAAUAGAGUUUUAUAUCCUAGUGUUUUAUGCAGUGAGGAGACUUUUAAGGCUUUGGAAUCCUUUGAGGCAAGAGAGGAUGAUCUGAUGCUGGUUUCUUACCCUAAAUGUGGAACCAAUUGGUCUGUGAAUCUACUGAAUGACAUAGUGAAGGCAGUGUGCAAUAAAGACCCGUCACCCAUCAUUCCAAUUCUAGAAUUUGGAGCUCCUGACAAAUUUGAGAAACUAAAUCAAGAACCAUCGCCGAGAGUUUUAGCAACACAUUUACAUUAUGAUAAUAUUCCCCAAAGGUUUUUCGAUAAGAAACUGAAGAUGAUGGUUGUAUUUCGGAACCCAAAAGACACAGCAGUAUCAUAUUUUCAUUUUUAUAAUAACAACCCAGUGCUUCCCAAAUAUAGUUCUUGGGAUACAUUUUUUGAAGAUUUUAUGAGUGGAAAUGUUUGUUGGGGGUCAUAUUUUGAUCAUGCACUUGCGUGGAACAAACACAUUGAUGAUGAAGGUGUUUUGAUAAUGACUUUUGAAGAAAUGAAAGAGGACCUAAAGGCAGCAGUAAAGAAGAUAUCCAAGUUCUUUGGAUUGAGUCUAAAUGAGGAACAAACUCAAGAAGUUGCUGGAAAAGGCACAUUCACAGCCAUGAAAGAAAAAAUGACUGAAACUAGGAAGGAUUUUGCAAAGAUAUUUUUAAGAAAAGGUGAGGUUGGAGACUGGAAAAACCAUUUCUCAGAAGCUCAGAGCCAAGAAAUAGAUGCCAAGUUUGAGGCGUGUUUAGCAGGAACCAAACUAGGAGAAAUGCUGAAGUAUAAUGUGUAUUGUAAAUAGGCCAUUCAUGAGAGUGGCUGAGGGAUUUAUGACGCUUGUUUGGUAAUAAAAAAGGUUUUGUCA
Molecule: messenger RNA, 1038 nt
Organism: Xenopus tropicalis (tropical clawed frog)
Lineage: Eukaryota; Metazoa; Chordata; Amphibia; Anura; Pipidae
Gene: sult6b1.4
Product: sulfotransferase family 6B member 1 gene 4
Molecular function (GO): sulfotransferase activity
Source: RefSeq, marked provisional